Magallana angulata is the source of this 4400-nucleotide messenger RNA. RefSeq names its product pyruvate kinase PKM-like. Gene Ontology annotation, cellular component: cytoplasm. Gene Ontology annotation, biological process: glycolytic process. NCBI's taxonomy places the organism in Eukaryota, Metazoa, Mollusca, Bivalvia, Ostreida, Ostreidae. Bases 130 to 1740 code for a protein of 536 amino acids. Gene Ontology annotation, molecular function: pyruvate kinase activity; magnesium ion binding; potassium ion binding. The record is from RefSeq and is a predicted model, not a curated record. The transcript has 12 exons.
CGAUAAUUGUACAGUCGGAAGAUCAGUGGAAAAUCUGAGUGCAGUCAGUGCUGAGUGUGACCAAGCCAAAACCAAAGCUAUUUUAAGGUUUCAAUAUAAGUCUGACUGUGAGGUGAACAAUCUCCAAUAAUGUUGUCCAGAAGUCAAAUGUCACACACGCGCCUGGAGCACAUGUGUAAACUGGAGAUUGACCAGCCUGGACACCAAGCCAGACUCACCAGUAUCAUCGGAACUAUAGGUCUAGCUUGCGAUUCUGUAGAAACUCUGCGGGAAAUGAUGAAGGCAGGCAUGACAAUUUGUCGUCUGAAUCUAGCAUAUAGAACACAUGAGUACUUCAAUGGAGUUGUAAAGAAGAUUCGAGAGGCAGAGGCAAGUCUGGAGAUCCCCAUCCAAGUAGGAAUUGGUAUUGACAUUACUGGUACAGGAAUAAGAGUUGGCUCACUUGUAAAGGAAGUAGGUCUUGAUCAGGAGUUAAAACUGAAAACUGGUGAUAAAAUGAGAUUUUCCAUUGAUGAGCAAUACCGUGACAAUGGAAACGAGAGUGUCAUGUUUAUCGAUGCAGCUUUGGUGUUCUCUCAAAUCAAAACUGGCAGCACAGUGAUCAUUGAGGAUGGUCCUCUCACUUUCGUCAUCAAAGAGAAAGGUGAGGAUUAUGUGGAUUGCGAGGUGGAGGAACCAGGAGAUUUGGGAAGUCACAUGAUGUGGACAAUCCCUAAUAUGGUCAUGAGAGAGGCGGAGCUGUCGGAGAAAGACAAAAAAGAUCUGCAGUUUGCCGUCGAUCACGAUCUGGACAUGGUAUUUGCUUCAUGGAUUUGUAGCCCUGAAAUGGUGGAAGAAGUGAGAAAGUUUUUGAAGGCGAGAUCUAAAUCAAUGAAGAUCCUGGCAAAAAUUGAGACCCAAACAGCGAUUAGAAGAGUUGAUGAGAUUAUGGCGGUAGCAGAUGGACUCUAUCUAGCUCGAGGCAAUCUGGGCAUCCAUAUUUCACCAGAAAAAGUCUUUCUGGCCCAGAAAAUGUUGAUUGGAAAAGCCAACAAAGCUGGGAAACCAGUGAUAUGUGCCACUCAGAUGUUAGGAAGCAUGAUGCAUAAUGCACGUGCCACACGAGCAGAAGUUGCUGAUGUUGCCAACGCAAUCUUGGAUGGAGCAGACUGUGUCAUGUUGUCAAGGGAAACGGCAAGAGGAAAGUACCCAUUGAGAAGCAUGCAAACAAUGAGUGCGGUUUGCACAGAGGCGGAGGCAGCCAUUUUUAAUGAGGAUUUGUUUUAUGCUCUGAGGCAAAAAGUUGGAGUGACUGACAACACACACACUACCGCUAUAGCAGCGGUGGAGGCGGCCCACAAAUGUCACGCCAAGGCCAUUAUGGUGGUAACUGUUAGUGGGAGGUCUGCAGCCCUGAUUUCCAAGUACCGGCCUGAUUGUGUGAUUGUAGCUAUCACCAGAUCAAAGCAUACAGCCAAAUCCCUGCAGCUCCACAGGGGGGUGUUCCCAGUUCUGCACACAGAUUCGAAAGAUCAAGUGUGGGCAGAUGAUGUGGAUGCCCGCCUUCACCACGGGAUAUCGAUAGCGCGGCGUAUUGGAUAUAUCAACAGCGGCGACAUGAUCGUCCUGGUGACAGGAUGGACCUCGGGGGUGGGGUCCACGAACACAAUCCGCGUGGUCACCUGUCCCUCCACCUCUAUCCCCUCCUACACCAGGAUAGAGGUGGACACCGCGUCCGAUGAAAGGGUCCGCUUUGAGUAACCUAAUAUUCACACAAUGUGUGUUAGACUAUAAGUGUUUUAUUUGUUGAUAUUUAAGGAGGUUGGAUGGUCAACAAAUUUCAUAUAUAUUACUAAGCUUUUAUAUUUGAAUAUUUUUCCUGUAUCUUUAUACAGAACUCUUCAUCUAAAGAAAAAUAAAUACAGUCUAAAAAUGGCCACAACCAUCCAGCCCUCUUAAUGAAGGACUUAUGAUAAAACUGUAUAGCCUUUACUCGAAAAGUAUAUUACUAGUUUUCUUUUUGAUUCGUUUUGUUUAUUUUUAUUAGUUACUUUUUUAUUUUCAACCUAUUUGUUUUGUUGAAGCUAGCUGUCUUCCUGAAUUGAUUUGAGAAGAAAUUGUUCAAGAAAGAUAACUAUUGCUUUUUGAUAUAUUGAAUACAUUUGGUCAAAAUAUAUAACCAAAGAUGUUUAGUACAUAUACGCAUAAUGUUUGUAAAUCAAAAUUGAGAUUUUAAUUUGACAUGAAUACUUUUGCUGUGAUUUUACUAAUUUUUUUUUGCCAUGUGUUUUUUUAUUAUUUAUUUCUUUAGUGCCAUGUAUAUACCGGUCUAUUGUCAACUCUUUGCCAUUUUGAUUACAGCAAGUACACAGUCCUAAUCUAUUAUGGGUUUACUGUUUUUCUUGAAUUAAUAUUGUAUGAUGCAGUUGGGUUUUUUUUGUUUACACUCACAUUUUUUUAAUUAACAUUUUUUUAAACUAUUUUUUGGGGGGAGUUGGUGGGAUAGAGGUAGAAUUGGUAGCCGUUAUUUGAUAAUUGUAUCGAUCCGUUUUAUCUUGACUACUUCUCAUAUAAUCAUAUGUUUAUGAAUAAUUAUGUAUGUAUUAUUAUAUUUAUCAGUGAAAUUAAGAAAAAGUCAAAGGAGUGUUCAUGACUGUAUUUGAUUCAUUCACUAUCUCUUCCAUUUAAUAUCUCAGUUUUAUAAUUGUUUUGGAUUUUUGAUUUUUUUUUUUAUAAGAGAUUGUUGAUUUAUAAACUAGUUAUGUCUUUCUCCUUUUAAUCAAAUAACAAGUUUUAUUUUUUAGCCAAGUUUGUUUCAAAAUCAUUACAUUAUUCAUAUCCAUGCAUAAUUAAUAAUUGCUUUUGUUUACAUACAUGAACGUGACUUGUAUAAGUGUGUAUAAUGCUAUCAACUAACUACAGUGUAGUACAAUGUACUUUGUAUUUUCUCUAUAAAUAAUGAGUGUGCAUUUUCAUGUACAGGUAUCUUUCUGGUAUUUAAAUGUUUAAAUGUGUUUUGAUACACAUACAUUUAUAGUGAUUAUAUGCAAUACAUGUAUACCUGUUGUCUGUGUUAAUUGAGGACAUUUUAUAUGUUAUUUUAAAGAAGGGUGUUAUUAUUUUAACAUUAUAAUUAAUAUGGAACUUAUCUGAAGGCAUAAUAUUGAAGAUUUUUGGGGGAAAAAGGGAUUUUUUCCAGAUUGUCAAUUUAUCACAUACAUGUAAUUCAUUUUACAUAUGCUAGUAUAAUACUACGUGUAGUAACUUAACUACUGCCAAGUGUUGUGUUAAAGAAAGAAGGUGCUAUAAAUUUAUCAAGUAUGUAACUUUAUAUACAAACAGUAUAUUUGAUAAUGUUUUGAGUUGAAAUCCACAAUUUCACUUUUCAGUAAAUAUUGCACCAAAACCUACGCACUCUUGUAAAACCAAAAACAUUUUUAAUUUAUAAUAUUAUAUAAGAUUAUUGUAUUGAUGAACAUUCCCAUUUAAAAAGUUGAUGGACACAAUAUACAAUGUACAUGUGUAUUAAUUGAAAGUGAUAGCAGUUGGGUGACCUAUGGAUGGGAUGGACAGGUACUCAACUUAAAGUAAUACCAGAAGAUAUACUUUGACCUAGCUAUUGCUACCUAUAAGUGCUAUGAGAGAUUAACAUUUGAUGAUUAAAUCAUUUGCACAACUUGAUAAAUUGUAAAUACAAAUCUAAUGAUUUUAAAUUUAUUUUUGGAGUGUUACAACUGCAUGUACAUGUUGCUUGAUAAGAUUUGUGCAUUUGAAAGCUUUUAUCUAGUAUGUCAUUGAAAUCUUUUGUUGUGAAAACAAACUUUAUUAAUAUGCUGUAAAACACGCUUAUAAGGAAGUGCCAGGGAAGGGCUAUUUUGUUUUAUUAUAAGCAUUAUAAUUUGUUAUUAUAACAAGUUUACAACAUGUAAUUAAGUCACGGGGAACGAAUAUCAUUUCACUGUUAACACCAAUUCAUUAUAAGCAUGUUCGCUAUAACCGUGUUUUACUGUAAUGCUUUUUGGAUUGAUUUUAUUUUAUUUGUAUGAGAAGUGCAUUGAUACCAUGUUAAGGCUGUCCACAGUUAAUUCCACAUUUUAAGCUUUUUAGAAAUACAAAUCCUACUAAGGCAGAAAAUAAACAAACUUUUCAAACAGUGAUUUUUUGCGUUUACAAAUACAUACUAUAAAUGGACAAUUUUGAAUUUUUCAAAUUUUUAUUGUCAAUCAUAAAAAUUACUUGAACAGCCUGGUGAAAAAUGCAUACUUUGACAUUUAUCCCUCCGUGAGGAAAAGACUUUGGAAUUUAUAAUAACAUGUUUGUAGAUAUACAUGUAUGAAGAUGUAAUUGCACUAUUUAAGUCGUGUUCUGUUCAUAUAGUGAUAAAUGCAUAAUAAUAAAUACAUCACUAUGAUUGUAGUGGA